AUGGAAGAUGUACAAGUAGAUAAGAAUGUGAAAAAAAAAGAGGAUUUUAGUUUGGAUGCUAAUAAUAAGGUGAACGAUUUUAAUAAGCCACCUUAUUUUCCAAAUGAAGAUAAUAAAUCUUUUUCAAAUAAUUUAAUUAAUAAAAGAGAAUUAGGAAAUAUUGAGAGAGGGGAUAUAAACAAAAGGUAUGACAUAAAGCAGGAUAUUUUAAUAACAUCCGAGGAAGAAGAGGAGGAGGAUGAUGAUGAUGACGAUGAUGACGAUGAUGAUGAUGAUGAUGAUGAUGAUGACGAUGAUGAUGAUGACGAUGAUGAUGAUGACGAUGAUGAUGAUGAACAUAAUGAUAACAAUGAAGAACACUUUAACAAUCACAACUACAACAUUAAUAACAACAAUAAUAAUACAAGUAAGAAUAAUAAAAAGAAUUCCAAAUAUCAUAAGGAUGACAAUUCGAGCUCGUUAAAUUGCUUAUCCGAUGAGGACAACAUAUAUUAUUCUAUGAAUGAAGGAUAUAGAACUAAUUAUAUUAUGGAAUCAUUAUUUGAUAAGAAUUCUUUUAUAUAUUUUACAGUUCCAUAUAAUAAAUAUAAUUAUACAAAUUAUUUUAUUAAUUGGAAUAAAAUAAGUUUUCGCAUGUAUGCUUCAUUAAAUUCAGUUAUGUAUAAAAAUAUAAGAAAAAGAAAAUUAGCUAGUAUAUCUGAUUUAAAUAACAAUAUGAAAAAUCCAUUAAUUUGUAUAAUGAAUAAUUUUUUAUAUUUUCUUUUAUUAAGUGAAUAUUUAAACUUUAACGAGCUUUUUAAAUUAAUGCCAUUAUGUAAAUCAUCCUAUAAUAUUUUUAACCACACUUUUUGUAUUAACGUACAUAUAAAUCCGUAUAAACAAAAGAUAUCAGAUAUUAUUAAAUUUAUGAGGAAAAAUAAAGAAUAUCAGUUUAAUAUUUUAAAGAAUAUAAAUACGCAAAGGAGGGAUCGAAGUAGUUUUUAUGAACAAAAGGAAGAAUUAUUUAGCGAUGAAAAUAAAUUCAAUACCAUUUUAUCACAUGAAUUAAUAAGUUCAAAAAAUAAAGUAUUUAGUGAGAGCCUACUUGAUAAAAUGAAUGAUAAAAAUGAAGAAGAAAAAGAAAAUGGUGAUAAUAAAAAGGAUGAACUGUAUAAUAAAAAUAUUAAUGGUAAUAUAAGGAAGAAUACAAAUUAUGAUUUAAUAAAAUGUUCAGAUAUAUCAGAAGUAUUUUUUACGAAUAAUAUAAUUAAUAUGAGAUAUCUAUUUAGUGUUUAUGAAUAUAUAAGAUUAUAUUUAAGUAAAUAUAAUAGAGAAAAAGUACAAUUUUGUAUAUUACAACAAAAAUUUAAAUAUAAUAGAAAACAUAAUAAUAUCUCUUUUGAUAAUAUAUCUCCUUAUGCUAAUAAAGUAUGUUCCUUUGAAUUUAAAGUGAAAUUGAAGAAAUAUAUACAAAGGAGAUGGAAUAUUAAAAGUAAUUAUAUACAUGAAGCAUAUUUUUGUCAUAAAAAAGAAAAAUCACAAAGUAAUAAUAUAAAUCAGAAUAAUUUACAAAUUGAUACUGAUAAUAAUAAUAACAAUAAUAAUGAUAGUACUGAUUAUUAUAGUGGUGGUGUUAUAAAAAUAAUUGAAAAUAGAUAUAGCCAUUUAUAUCCAUCAUUCUCAUCUUUCAUAACAUUAGAUAAAGAAGGAUAUGUUAAUAUGUGGAAAAUUAAUAAUAUUGAUU
Molecule: messenger RNA, 1723 nt
Organism: Plasmodium gaboni
Lineage: Eukaryota; Apicomplexa; Aconoidasida; Haemosporida; Plasmodiidae
Exons: 1
Source: RefSeq, a predicted model, not a curated record